Molecule: messenger RNA, 1557 nt
Organism: Carcharodon carcharias (great white shark)
Lineage: Eukaryota; Metazoa; Chordata; Chondrichthyes; Lamniformes; Lamnidae
Product: E3 ubiquitin-protein ligase TRIM7-like
Exons: 6
Coding region: 1-1557 (518 amino acids)
Molecular function (GO): protein binding; zinc ion binding
Source: RefSeq, a predicted model, not a curated record
AUGGAGGACACAGCUCCAGCUCAGCAGGAAUCGACUUGUGUCGUCUGCCACUGCCCAGCCCGGGUCACUGAGCAGUUGCCCUGUGACCAUUACCUUUGCUCAAACUGUAUUGAGGAUAUCCGUGCCCAAGGUGCAGCCGAGGGUGCAGUGGGCUGCCCACUGUGCAGCAAUACAUUCCCCUCUGAUCCCAGCCUGGAACCGAGUUCCGGUCUCCCCCGCCUGGACAAACCGGAGGAGGCUGCUGCCGUCUCGGACCCCGCUGCCGAGCUUCCCUCAUCGGGAGGAGACCCAAAGGAGGCCAGAGUACUUGACAGUCCCAGCGAGCCCUCGACUGAUCCAACAGAGAGACGGUGCCGGGAACAUAAUGAGGUUCUGGAGUUUUACUGUGAAGAUGAUGGAGAAUGUGUGUGUGGCCCCUGUACAAUAACAGGCAAACACAAAACUCACACCCUGAUGAGCUUGGAGAAGGCAGCAGCUCAGAUUAAGGGCAAAGUGUUAAACAGUGUGAUGCCUCUUCUGCAAACUCAACAGGGUUACCACUUCAAAUAUCAAGAUCUCCAAAAAUCAGAAGAUGAAUUGAAGAUGCAGAUCAAUCGACUGCGAGGAAACCUGUCGAAGAAGUUUUUAGAAUGGAGGAAGAGUCUGGAGGAAGAUGAAGAAAAUGUGCUGAAAAUGAUUGAUGAGGAAGGAAUCCGAAUCACAGCCCAGAGCACCACCUGUUCCAAAACACUGAACGAGAAGAUGGACUUGAUCAGGUUGAUAGACGACGAAGCACAGGAUCUGGCACAAUACGAUCGUCUAUCAUUUUUUCAGCUGAUGUUAAAUGCUGCGCAAGCCAAACCCCAGAGGGAAACUUGGCUUAUGGACCAUACCAUUUUUUUGUACUCUGAAAACGAGAAAAUGGCUAGUGAGCUUCAGAACCAAAGAACACCAACUGCCCACAACGAUGCCUUGGACAUCCAUUCUAUAUCUGAACAAAUCAAGGCGCUGAUUGAUAAAUCUAUGAUAUACUACACGAUUAUACUGAACAUGAUAGGUGAAUGGGCGCAGCUCACACUGGACACCAAAACCGCGUACUGGUUCUUGACCGUCUCCGAAGAUGCCCGGUCACUGACGUUCGGCUAUGACUUGCAGCCUUACCCAUCCAACCCCGAAAGGUUCAGGACCCACCGUCAGAUCCUCUGCUGCCAGAGUUUCACCUCGGGCUACCACUCUUGGGUGGUGCAGGCCGAGGGCAUCGCUUGGGGCAUUGGGAUUGCGUAUGGGAGCAUAGCGAGGGAGGGCGAGUGCUCCGACCUGACAAACUCCAGCAAAGCGUGGUGCAUUCACCUGAAUCACGGUACGCUCACGGCCAGUCACAACGGGCUACACGUAGACAUCAUUAAGGAACCGGUGUACACCAGGUUCCAGGUUGAGUUAGACUAUGAGUCAGGCUACGUGUCAUUUUACCAGGUUGCUGAUACUCUCCAACACUUGUACACAUUUAGGACUGAGUUUACUGAGCCGGUGUUUCCAGCAUUUUCUUGUUUCUACAUUUCCUCCAUAAAACUGUGCUAG